Molecule: messenger RNA, 468 nt
Organism: Sordaria macrospora k-hell
Lineage: Eukaryota; Fungi; Ascomycota; Sordariomycetes; Sordariales; Sordariaceae
Source: RefSeq, a predicted model, not a curated record
AUGGAGCUUGUUCGCAAGAUGGGGAAGGAAAGAGCGCCCGCAAGGCGCCUUCUAGACGCGCGCGCUACUGCGAGCUUGCACGCCACCAUCGUACAUGAAGACCUUUUGGCAUUGAGGGUUGCCCACGUAAAGGACCUUACCCGCGGCCCUGAUCAUCUCUCUGAUUUCUUCCUCAUUUAUGUCAGGUUCAACGUCAUGGAGGGCCAGAACGGCAUGUUUGUUGGCAUCAGGAUGGGGUUUAGGCGGACCAUAGUCACCCUCGGGACCCGCUUCGGCGGGAACAACGAGAGGAGGCAGAGGCGUCUGCUGGACUUGAUGUUCCUGGAUGAGGGUGAUGGGUUCCUCCCCUCUAAGAACUUGAAGAUAAGCAGGAAUAUGUGGGUUGUCGAGUUCCUGGGCACCAACAGAAUUUUAAGGGUGCUGGUAAAGACUGCCCUGGUCGUUCAUCAUACCGUAGACGGGAAGUGA